AUGCUACUGACACUAUCGCUGGGGGAGGCGAUUGGCGCGCGCCAGGCCGGGGGCGGGCGGAGGCCGGGGCUGAGCGAGCGAAGAGCCAGCGCCACCCCCACCGAGCUCGCCGCAGCCCGCCCCGGCCUCCUCCCGGCCGCGCCCCUCCCCCGCCGCCGCCGCCGCCGCGGCGAACGCCUCUCUUUGUUGUCUAAUGCGGGACUGGCUGGCUUGGGACAUUUCUCUGUACCUAUCAGACGAGGACAACCACUGUCCCUAAGUCUUUUCCCUCUCCGGGUUGAGAAGAAAAGGCGCCCAGCUGUGAUGCCAGCGGCCAGGCUCCAAAGAGCGGUCCUUCGAAAAGUCCCGUUACUGCCCCCCAAUAAAGCAUCCCUGGAGCCGAUGCUACCACUAGGUGGACGGUAUGCUAUCGGUACAAGAGGGCGGCCCGACACUGGGACGCGGAAAGCAGAGCUCGAGGUCCUGGGCCCCACGGUACAGUGACUGCUGGGCGCGAGCUGCCCACCUGCGCGGGAACG
Messenger RNA from Peromyscus maniculatus bairdii (prairie deer mouse), 518 nucleotides. Lineage: Eukaryota; Metazoa; Chordata; Mammalia; Rodentia; Cricetidae. The record is from RefSeq and is a predicted model, not a curated record.